Molecule: messenger RNA, 934 nt
Organism: Pleuronectes platessa (European plaice)
Lineage: Eukaryota; Metazoa; Chordata; Actinopteri; Pleuronectiformes; Pleuronectidae
Product: transmembrane protein 272
Exons: 6
Coding region: 16-642 (208 amino acids)
Source: RefSeq, a predicted model, not a curated record
GUCUGACCAGCCACAAUGUGUAAGCCUGCAUUAACUAUGCAGUGUAUCCCCGGAGUGCAAGGCGCUGUCCCAUCACUUCUGCAGCUGGAGACAGGAGUUGUUGGUCUUCCUCUGCAGAUCAGAGCCCUCGCCACUGAUACCAUGACCGGGUUUGUGGAGAGCAUCCCCCGCCCUCCUCAACCAAAGGGAGCGUCUCUAGGAUUUUCAAAGUUGUUUGGUUGCGCCAUUCCUAUUGCUCAGAUCGCAAUUGGGUCCGUGUAUCUGGAUGACUGUCCGGUGCAGCCCUACAUCCCCAUCUACUUGAUCGUGUCGGGGGUUUUCGGCGUGAUGCUGGCGCUGCUCACCUGCAUGCCCUUCUCCCAGACGCCCGAAGACUGCACCAGCAGCCCCAUCAAGCUAGUCUGCGUCACGUGGAACUCGUUGUCUUCCUGCUUCUUCUUCUGCUGGUUCAUCGCCGGCAAUGUGUGGAUCUACUCUAUUUACGAGCCCGAAUAUGUCAAGAACUCAACGAACUUGGACGUUUACUGCGACAAGACGCUCUACCUGUUCGCCUUCUGGACCACGACUCUGGGCUACAUCCUGUUCGGCGUGAUCCUGCUGAGCAGCUGCUGCUUUAUGGUCUACCACUGCCUGUGUGACUGAGCUGACGACUAGAGACUUUUGCCGUGGGGUUGGGCUUGUCUUCUGCACACGUCGCGUCAGGCUCUAUGUGUCUCACGCGUAGUGAGGCUGCGGGUGUGCUGUGCUAACGAUGGAGGCACAAGAGUAACUCUGAAGAUUCUACAGAUUUUUAACACUGAUUAUAAAUAAAGAUUCCCAAUCGCCGAGCCCUCCCUCACUGUCUCUCCCUGUAUGAUUGUUUAAAUGUGCAGCCGGAAUAUGAGGCUCAAGCUUUGUCCAUGAUGAAAUGAUUAAAUGGCUGUUUUUUUGUGAA